Aspergillus steynii IBT 23096 is the source of this 1531-nucleotide messenger RNA. RefSeq lists its product as uncharacterized. The transcript has a single exon. The record is from RefSeq and is a predicted model, not a curated record. NCBI's taxonomy places the organism in Eukaryota, Fungi, Ascomycota, Eurotiomycetes, Eurotiales, Aspergillaceae. Bases 23 to 1531 code for a protein of 502 amino acids.
AUCGAAUCAGAACAACAUCAACAUGCACCGAAUGUGUUUCGACGAUGCCUCGUGGGAAAAAAGCGAAGAGGUCUCCGACUCGUUCGCCAUCCAAUUCCUCAGCCCCGACGUCCUAAGACCGGUCGGUGGCUUUCUCGUCCGGCAUCACAGCCCCGACGACCCUGAGCAAUUUUCCAUUUUGCAGAAAGGCGCGUUCAAUAUCUCUCUGCAGAUGGAGUACGAGAACGGUAGCUCUGCUGUGAUGAGAUUCCCGCUCCCCGGUGCUGCGAUGUUUCCUGAGGAAAAGGUUAAGAAUGAAGUCGCUGUUAUGCGGUAUAUUCAGGACCGCACGUCCAUUCCAGUUCCUUUUGUUCUUCACUGGGGUGCUAAAACGGAGAGUCCGUUGGAGUUGGGUCCGUUUGUUCUUAUGGAGUAUAUCGAGCACGAUACGAACAUGUACGAUGCUCUUAAUAUCCCUGGAUGUCCGAGGGCAGAGCGUGGAAUCCUUGACCCGGAUAUCAGCGAGGAGAAACUGGAAACGCUGUACGGAGAAGUAGCCAACAUCCUUCUUCAGUUUUCUACACUCUCCCUACCCCGAAUUGCGUCCUUAGAUCAAAUAGACGAUUUCACAUGGGAAGUCACACGUCGACCGCUAUCGAUGUCCAUGAACGAACUCAUUCGACUAGGAUCUCUACCUCAAUCGAAAUUACCAUGCACGACAUUCGACACUGCAUCUUCAUAUUUCGAGGCUCUGGCUGAACUGCAUAUUUCUCAUCUAGCCAACCAACGAAACGACGCCAUUGACUCCGCCGAUGACUGUCGCCGCAAGUUCAUUGCUAGACGCCUCUUCCUGAAACUCGCUCGAGAAGGCCGGCUCACAGGAAAACAGUCACGUUUUGAAAACGGUCCGUUCAAACUCUGGUGCGAUGACUUUCGUCCCGCGAAUAUCCUUCUCAAUCAGGAUUUGAAAAUCGCCGGCGUCGUGGGCUGGGAAUAUACCUACGCAGCACCGGUGGAAUUCUCCCACGCUCCGCCCUGGUGGCUUCUCAUUGAAAAGCCCGAGUACUGGCCAAGCGGUCUUGAGGGUUGGUGUACGGAGUAUGAGAGACGGCUUGGGACCUUUUUGCGCGCGAUGAUAGUUCAGGAAGACAAAGCGAUUAAGCAGGGCCAAUUAGCAGAGGAGCAGAGGCUUUCUGGUCCGAUGCGCGAUAGUUGGGAGAGUGGUGAUUUUUGGAUUGUCUAUGCGGCAAGGAAUAACUUUGCGUUUGAUGCGAUAUUUUGGGAGAAGAUUGAUGGGCGGUUCUUCGGGUCGAGUAGUUGUUCUGUUGAGGAUGUGUGGAGGGAGAGACUUUAUCUUUUGACUGGUGGAGAAAAAGAGGAAAUGGAGGAGCUUGUGGCUUUAAAGGUCGGAGAGAUGGGAAGCAGAGUUCUAGCAUGGGAUCCGGACGAGUAUACUCUCAGUUAUAUUGAAAAGGCAAAGACGGACACUUUGAAGGAGGAAGAUAGAGUCGAUGAUUGCACCGGUCAGGGUGGCAGUGAGAAUCAACUUUAG